This is a messenger RNA of Achroia grisella, 4682 nucleotides long. RefSeq names its product T-box transcription factor TBX3-like. Gene Ontology annotation, biological process: regulation of transcription by RNA polymerase II; positive regulation of DNA-templated transcription; cell fate specification. Lineage: Eukaryota; Metazoa; Arthropoda; Insecta; Lepidoptera; Pyralidae. The record is from RefSeq and is a predicted model, not a curated record. The transcript has 8 exons. Gene Ontology annotation, cellular component: nucleus. Gene Ontology annotation, molecular function: DNA-binding transcription factor activity, RNA polymerase II-specific; RNA polymerase II cis-regulatory region sequence-specific DNA binding. Bases 1 to 1641 code for a protein of 546 amino acids.
AUGCGCUUCGAGGGCGCGGAGCGGCGCGACGCCGUCGCGUUCCACCCGCUGCUGGCGCCGCGGCCGAGCGACUUCUCGGUGUCGGCGCUGCUGACGGCGGGCGCGCUGCCGCCGCCGCCGUACCUGCCAGCCGCGCUAGCCGCCGCCGCCGCGCUGUCCGCGCCUUGUCCGCUGCUCAAGCCGCCGCCACCGCCGUACGCGCCGCUGCCGCCCGACGACGACGGUGUCGUCGACGAUCCCAAGGUCACCCUCGAAGGCAAGGACCUCUGGGAGAAGUUCCACAAGCUGGGCACCGAGAUGGUGAUCACCAAAAGUGGCAGACAAAUGUUCCCACAAAUGAAGUUCCGCGUCUCCGGUUUGGACGCAAAGGCCAAAUACAUCCUGCUGCUGGACAUCGUCGCAGCAGACGACUACCGCUAUAAGUUUCACAACAGCCGAUGGAUGGUUGCCGGAAAAGCGGAUCCGGAAAUGCCGAAAAGGAUGUAUAUACACCCGGACUCACCUUCAACGGGGGAGCAAUGGAUGCAGAAAGUGGUCUCCUUCCACAAACUAAAACUGACGAACAACAUCAGCGACAAACACGGAUUCGAGCUCAUCUAUAGCCAAAGUCAACGGAUGUUGUCAAAGUUGCUGUGGCCCAACCCAGCCCCUAGUGCACCCAGAGAUCCCCACUCUGAUCAUUUGUGUGUUACGCAGACGAUCCUCAACUCGAUGCACAAGUACCAGCCGAGGUUUCACCUGGUGAGAGCCAACGACAUCCUCAAGCUGCCCUACUCCACGUUCAGAACGUAUGUCUUCAAGGAGACGGAAUUCAUCGCUGUGACUGCGUAUCAGAACGAAAAGAUUACACAAUUGAAGAUUGAUAACAAUCCUUUCGCAAAAGGCUUCAGAGACACUGGAGCUGGCAAACGGGAGAAAAAUUUGUCGGUGUACCGCAGGCAGGCGUUGCUGACGGCGCGUUCGGACCCUCGGGAUGAUGAUGACGAACGACCUCUGGACGUGGGCGGACCUUCCAGCCCGCCUCCGCCAACUUCGUCCACGCAACAUACCAGUAGCUCAUGGUUUAGUUCAAGUGGUGGUGGCGGCGCAGACUCCGGUCCUGAAGAAGGCAUCGAAGCGGGCUCCGACUCGUCGUGCUCAGGUGGCGCCCGAGCCUCCUCCCCUCCCGCGGGCCCAUCCCGCCCGUCCCCCGCACCUGACGUGUCGCUCGGACCUCCGGUACAGCCGCCGUUACUCCCGUACCUCUAUCCACCGUCGCUGUACCCGCCGCCGUUCUUCCCCCCGCACCAGAUGCCGCCAGGUUUGCUGUUCAAUCUGCAUCCUUUACUGCAGCAGUACUCGCUACCGCCGCCCCCCGCGCCCCCAGCCCCUGCACCGGCGCCGUCGCUCACUAAAGCGCACAGGUUCGCCCCGUAUGCUUUGCCAGGGCUGGGCUCAGCAUUCGAGCAGGUGGCGCCACGCGCGCGAAGUCUAAGCUCGUCACCAGCGCGGCCCCGAGCGGGUUCACCGCCCACACGAGCUGCCUCCGCAGACCCCCCGCCCGAUGCGCCAACCUCUACCACGUCCUCGACCCCGCCAGCAUCUGACCUCAAAAGCAUCGAGCGAAUGGUCAACGGGCUCGACGUCGAAACCCAGGACUGACUCGUGACGUAGCCUUGUACAUAGCGUGUAUUUAUAUCGUAGCCUCCCGCUUCAAACCAAAAAGUCAUCGGGGAAUCGCGGAAGCGACGGGGCAUUGUUUUGUAUCGUUCCUAUUUUGUUUUCCUUUCGAGUUCUAUUCGGGUCGAUAUUCGUAUACUGUUUGUAAAUAGUUAAGCUUUAUGAUAGGUACAGUCAGGCGCGACAGAGGUGUCACACGGUGGCAGUUUGCUCGCAGGCUCAUUUAGUCACUCACAGCACUCAUUGGGUGUUUAUACGCAGAGGAUUACAUGUUCAGAGUGAAAUCUUUUCAGUUAGACUUCAUUAUAUAAUGUUGUUACCGUCAUAUAGAGUAUAGGAUAACAAUGAACAAUACUGUCGAUAUGACUCUUUUUAUUUAUGGAGUGGUAAAAUUUUAUUUCAUAAUUGUAAAUCAUUAUUUGUUUGACUAAUACCACUUUUUACAUUCAAAAUAAAAGCUUACACUCUGUAAUGUAUGUAGUCCUCAGUGAUUUAACUAUUAGACGAACAUUUACGAUAACCAUACAUAUAGACACUCUCUUUCUACAUAUAGAAAAUUCUCUUUGUUUUGCCAGCAUCUAUAGGAAAGAUAAGUAAGUGUUCAACGUAUUCAUAUUAAGAUAUACACAAAGUAGUAUAGCUGAUUUCAAAUUAAAAAAUAUAUAUUAGGUUCAAUCAUGAUAGUAGUAGCAUGAUCGAACCUAAUAUAUAACUCGUUUUCUUAUUCCACAACUAUUUACGUAAUCUAAUAUCUACUUCCUCUCCGAAGUUAAAUUUGUUUGUACGUCCCUAAGUGUUUAUAUUAUAGUUAUCGUAAAAUCGCAACAGUUAGUAGCAAGAUUCCUAAACAUACUUGGCCUUUACAAUGUAAUCAAAACCAAAUUUCAAUAUUAAUUUAAAAUUUAUAUUAUAUAAUUGGCCAACAAAACCUAUAUUUUUAUUUGUUCAAAAUUUGUUACUAGUAAGUUGAUUGUUGAUAGUUUAAAAUUAUAAUAAUAAGCAUCACAGAAAAUAUUAAAUGCUUCAAAUAUUUGAACUAUUGUAAAUUGUAAAAUAUUAACCUACUUACUGAAUUUUUAAUACUAAAGAGUAUUAUUACAUACGGGAACUAUUUUAUGAAAAGAAAUGGAAAGAUUUUAAGUAUACAUAUUUGUAGAAACAUGACCUAGUUGUCACUAGUAAGAAAUUUUAAUAAAUUGUUUGAGAUUAGAGGCGUCCUAUAUAUACUUAAGAGAUACGUAUUCACCAAGAGCAUUCUCGUAUAUCUUCACCACACUAAAAUAUGAUUACUAAACAUUUGAAUUUACAGGACUUCAAAUUUUAAGUUUAAUAUGUUAGUAAUGCAAUAGAAUUUUUGUUUAUGCUCCCGGUCAAUACGCAUCAUUAUCUAAAUAAGAAACGCCCAAUAUCAUGGCAAAGGUUAGAAAUAUGCUGCUUACUACUAUAUAUUUAUCAAAGUAAGUUCCAAGUCAGGGUCUUGCUACUUAAGUUUUGCGUGAGAUCCUACAUCGAAUAAAUACCUAUCCACGUGUAGUAUCAAACACAGUAGAUACUCAUAGAUACUCCACUGCAAUAGUAACUAAUAAAUAGUGUAACUCCAUCAUCUCUCAACAAAUAUGUUUUAGAUCUGAUUUCUUAGUAAGAAAUAAUUUUCAAAGUAUCGUUACUUACUUCCUUUAUUAAUUUUAUAUUAUAUAUUCAUUUAUAUAAUAAUACCUACCUAAUGAUUACCUCCACUGUUGAUUUAUGACAUUGUUUUAUUGUACAAUAAAAUAUUGAAUAAUAUUGUUCAAAAUAAGAUAGCCAAGCAUAAACAUGCUAAACCAUUUCAGAAAAAUAAAACGCUACCCGUGAUUUUAUUUUCAAAUAAUAUAAUAGAAAUACUUAGCUACCAAAACUGAAAUGAUAUUAGAAAAUGUUAUUUUUAUAUUUUAUAUUGUUUUCAUUUAAUUUAGUUAAGUAAAAGGAAAGGCCAAGUAAAUGGCAAGCAAUUCUUUCAGCAAUAUAGCAAUUUUCAGGGUAUAGAAAAAAAAGAAAAAGUAUAAGAGUUUAUGAUAAUAUAUCAAUUUUAUUCGUUAUACAUAAUGUUUCAUGACUAAAGAUAAAUAUUUUAUAUUUUUAAAAUAAAAUAAUAAUCACCAGCCAGUAACUAUUUCCUACCUUCAUAUAUUACCAGUACCUAUUUUCCAUACCUCUAUUCCUGUCGUUUUUUUCAUAGAUUACCUUAUGACUUAAUACUAUAUAAUUUAAUGGAUACAUUAUCGUAUGUUUUUUAUUAAAUCAAUGAUAAAAGUAUAUAUCUAUUUCGAAUUAUUCGUUGAAAGAUGUUGGAAUCGUUUCCUUUGCCUCUUAUAUAACUUUAAAGUAAUUAUAUAAUAUUGCUUUAUUUUGUAAAUACAAUUGUAAGGUAUAUUUACGUGUUUACUAAUAGACAUAUUUUGAAAAUAUGUUUUGUCAAUUGUGCUGUGAAGAUGUCAUUCGUUCAAUUGUUGUUGUCAAAUGCUAACAUGUACGUGAGAGUUUAAAUACAAAAUAUAAAAUACAAUAAAUAUAUCAAUUCUUUAAAAAAAAUAUAUAAAAAUUCAGUAAAAUUAUUCAAAUAAAUUGAAAACAACAAUUGCGCGGACGUAAAAUGAAACGAUUGAUAAAAAAUCUAACUGUAAGUUAAAAUUUGUAAUAUAUAGUUGAUAAAUUGUAGUUAAAAUACAAAAUAUAUUAAUUAUAAAUGAAUAUAAUUUUCCAUGGAAUUCAUUAAAUUUAAGCGCAUUACAUGUUUAAUUCAGAAUUCAAUGGCCGUAUACAUACGUAUGAUAUACGUAAGUCAGUUGUGACGUUUCCGUUUGUAACUUAUUUUUUUAAAUAUAUUAACAACAGUGAUUUGAUUGUCUUAAGAUGAUGUUCAUGUAGAAAUUUUCUACAGAAGAAACACUGCUUUGUGUAACAGACAAGAGACUGUAAAGUGCAACACCUGUAAUUGAGAUUUAUUCAUUAAAAUAUAUAGAUAAAUCUAUUGAAAAAAUUAA